Micromonas pusilla CCMP1545 is the source of this 1779-nucleotide messenger RNA. RefSeq lists its product as uncharacterized. NCBI's taxonomy places the organism in Eukaryota, Viridiplantae, Chlorophyta, Mamiellophyceae, Mamiellales, Mamiellaceae. Bases 1 to 1779 code for a protein of 592 amino acids. The record is from RefSeq and is a predicted model, not a curated record. The transcript is spliced from 3 exons.
AUGCCAUCGCGCCACUCCCACCGCGCGAUCGGCGACGUCCUCCCCGGCGCGCGCGACGCCGACGCCGUCCCCGCCGCGCCGCCGACGCCGACGCCGACGUCCGUCCUCUCCGAGGUGCCCGUGACGACCGACGUCCCCGACGAGACCGUGGACUUCGACCCCGCGCGCCGUCUCCUCUUCGGCUGGUCGCUGCGGCGGCUCCUCGACGCGAAACCGCCGUCCGCGGUCGUGCGCCUGCGACGCGGCGACACGAUCGGCGACGCGAUGGCGACGCUGGCGAGGCACGGGAUCAUGUCCGCGCCGGUCGUGGACGAGGAGACCUCGCACUUCUACGGGUGCGCGCGAGAAGAGCACAUCGAAGUCGAUCUCACAGCACAACCGCCGAAAACCAAAAAGACGCCUUCCCGCCGCCCCUCCCUCCCCGCAGGUUCUGCUCGCGACGGCGACGACGCGACGCUGUUGGACGUCAUCUCGCACGGGUUCUUCCACCUCGCGGACGCGCACGGCGACGGCGCCGCGCCGCGCGCGCGGUACCACGUCGCGCGACGCGAUUUCCCGCCGCCGCUGACCGUGAAUCAGCUGCGGCAUCAGCAAGAGGUCGGCGGCGGGAUCGCCGCGGGCGUCGAGUCGUUACGGAUCCCGGAAGAGCCGCCCGCGUCCGCGCGCGAUAUUCUGGAUACCGAAAUGACCAUGGAGGACGCGGACGCCGAAGACGCGGAGAACUACGCCCCGGACACGUUCGUGCACGCGCUCGGGGUGUGCCAUCGACUGGCCAUCUUCGAUGCGGACGACGACGACGACGCGACGCCGUCGCGCAUCACCGCGGUCAUCUCCCAACUGGACAUCAUACGCUUUUUACACCGCCGCGCGGAUACGCUCGGCGGCGUGCAAAACGCGAGCCUCGCGCGCCUCGGCCUCGCCGGCGAGUCCAGACAGACGCGAGACGCGGUCGUGACCGCGCAGUGGGACCGCCCCGCGAUCGAGUGCUUCAAGCUGAUGCACGACCGAAGGGUCAGCGCGGUCGGGGUGGUCGAUCAGGCGGGCGAGCUCGUCGCGAACCUCUCCGCGUCGGACCUGAGGCGCGUUGCACGACUCGACGCGGCGUCGUUCCGCCUGCUCGCGCUCCCCGUCGCGGAGUUCAUAUCGCGCAGGAAAGGCGACGCGAUCGGGCGACGCGGCGCGCCGUUCGCGGAGGCGCGGCGCGUGGACGCGAGAGCCGCGAAAGCCGGCUACGAAUCGUCCUCAGAGUCCGACGCCGCCGUCGCGUCCGUCGCGCGCGCCGCGAGAGCGCAAAAAAAAGCGUCGCUCGACGCCGACGCCGACGCCGCGGAGGCGCUCUUGCGGGACACGCGGCUCAACUCCUCGCGGACGUUCGUCGAGCUCAUCUUCGCGCGGAAGGAGACGCCGCUGCGGCGGGUGCUGCAGCUGAUGGCGACGCACGACGUGCAUCACGUGUACGUGAUCGACGAAAACGACCGACCGAACGCGAUGAUCACGCCCACAGGUGCGUUCUGUUCACUGGUCCCCAUACGACCCCGUUCGCGUGGUGAACGCCGAUCCUUAAGGACUUUGCCCGGCGCGUCUCUCCGCGCACCCCAUGCGUUCAAUCCCCGCCAUCGACGCCUUUCAACUCCAUCUGACGCCUUUCAACUCCACCUUUCAACCCCGCCUUUCAACCCCACGGACGUGCUGCGGUUGUUCGCGGUGGACGAUCGCGAGAGCGCGUGGUGCGAGGCGUGGGCGCCGACGUACGGAGGGACCGAGGGAGUCGUCGCGUGA